Molecule: messenger RNA, 4694 nt
Organism: Lutra lutra (Eurasian river otter)
Lineage: Eukaryota; Metazoa; Chordata; Mammalia; Carnivora; Mustelidae
Gene: SMG5
Product: SMG5 nonsense mediated mRNA decay factor
Exons: 23
Coding region: 566-3400 (944 amino acids)
Biological process (GO): nuclear-transcribed mRNA catabolic process, nonsense-mediated decay
Cellular component (GO): telomerase holoenzyme complex
Molecular function (GO): protein binding; telomeric repeat DNA binding; telomerase RNA binding
Source: RefSeq, a predicted model, not a curated record
GGCGGUAGCGGCGGGCGGCGGGGGCCUGUGACCGGGAGCCGCCCCGGACCCGGGCACCAUGAGCCAAGGCCCCCCCUCAGGGGAGAGCAGCGAGCCCGAGGCGAAGGUCCUCCACACCAAGCGGCUUUACCGAGAUGACACGUCCCUCUGGCGCUUCUCAGCCAUCCAUGGUGGCGCUUCAGUGGCCUUUUCUCGUGGUGUCUGGAGUCGCCUUCUGGCCUUAGACAAGAAAGAUAGAAGCUACUACUUGCUGAGUCUGCAUGUAUGAGGCACCAUCAUGAGUGCUUCACGUAUUCACUAAUUUAAUCCUCGUGCAGGGGCCGUAACUGUGCUUCCAUUUUGUAGGUGGGAGAGCUGGGACGCAAGGAAGUUAGCGCUUUCGCCCAGCACCCAGAGCCUGUCAUAGCAAACAAAGAGUCGAGGAGACCUUGCGACUACGCAGGCCGUGGUGGAGGCUGUGCAUCGACUUGACCUCAUCCUUUGCAACAAAACCGCUUAUCAGGAGGUGUUCAAACCAGAGAACAUUAGCCUGAGGAACAAGCUGCGCGAGCUGUGCGUCAAGCUUAUGUUCCUGCACCCAGUGGACUAUGGGAGGAAGGCCGAGGAGCUGCUCUGGAGGAAGGUAUACUACGAAGUUAUUCAGCUCAUCAAGACUCACAAGACGCACAUCCACAGCCGGAGCGCCUUGGAGUGCGCCUACCGGACACACCUGGUCGCUGGGAUCGGCUUCUACCAGCACCUGCUUCUCUAUAUCCAGUCCCACUACCAGCUGGAGCUUCAGUGCUGCAUCGACUGGACCCACGUCACCGACCCCCUCAUAGGAUGCAAGAAGCCAGUGUCUGCGUCAGGGAAGGAGAUGGACUGGGCACAGAUGGCGUGCCACCGGUGUCUCGUGUACCUGGGGGAUUUGUCGCGUUAUCAGAAUGAACUAGCUGGCGUAGACACCGAGCUGCUAGCCGAGAGAUUUUACUACCAAGCCUUGUCAGUAGCUCCCCAGAUUGGGAUGCCCUUCAACCAGCUGGGCACGCUCGCAGGCGGCAAGUACUACAACGUGGAGGCCAUGUACUGCUACCUGCGCUGCAUCCAGUCGGAGGUGUCCUUUGAGGGGGCCUAUGGGAACCUCAAGCGGCUGUAUGACAAGGCAGCCAAGAUGUACCACCAGCUGAAGAAGUGCGAGACGCGGAAGCUCUCUCCCAGCAAGAAGCGGUGUAAAGACAUCAAGAGGUUGCUGGUGAAUUUCAUGUACCUGCAGAGCCUCUUGCAGCCCAGGAGCGGCCCGGUGGACUCAGAGCUGACGUCGCUCUGCCAGUCAGUCCUGGAGGACUUCAACCUCUGCCUCUUCUACCUGCCCUCGUCCCCUGGCCUCAGCCUGGCCAGCGAGGGCGAGGAAGACUACGAGGGCGGCUAUGCUUUCGUCCCGGACCUCCUCGUCUUUCAGAUGGUCAUCAUCUGUCUCAUGGGCGUGCACAGCUUGAAGAGAGCAGGGUCCAAGCAGUACAGCGCAGCCAUUGCCUUCACGCUGGCCCUCUUCUCGCACCUCGUCAACCACGUCAACAUACGGCUGCAGGCGGAGCUGGAGGAGAGCGAGAACGCAGGGCCUGCAUUCCAGAGCGACAGCACAGAUGAGCCCUUGGAGAAGGAGGAGGUGCCAGGCCCCGAGCCCCCUCCCGCAGCACCUCCAGCAGGUGAGGUCAGAAAGAGCCGGAAAUUUUCCCGCCUCUCCUGCCUCCGCCGCCGUCGCCACCCACCCAAAGCAGGAGAUGACAGUGACCUGAGCGAAGGCUUUGAAUCGGACUCCAGCCACGACUCUGCCAGGGCCAGUGAGGGCUCGGACAGUGGCUCUGACAAGAGUCUUGAAGGUGGGGGAACGGCCUUUGAUGCUGAGACAGACUCAGAAAUGAACAGCCAAGAGUCCCGGUCAGACCUGGAAGACAUGGAGGACGAGGAGGGGACACGGUCCCCGGCCCCAGAGCCUGCUCGGCCUGGGUCAGAGGCUCCCGAGUCUCUCAAUGGCCCCCUGGGCCCCAGUGAGGCUAGCAUUGCCAGCAACCUGCAAGCCAUGUCCACCCAGAUGUUCCAGACUAAGCGCUGCUUCCGACUGGCCCCCACCUUCACCAACCUGCCCCUCCGGCCCCCGGCCGAAGCCCCUGCUGCGGCUGGCUGCAGGCCCUGCGUCAACGGAGAUGCGGACAAGCCCUCAGAGCCAGCCUCCGAGGAGGGCUCCGAGUCGGAGGGCAGCGAGUCCAGCGGGCGCUCCUGUCGGAACGAGCGCAGCGUCCAGGAGAAGCUGCAGGUCCUGGCGGCUGAAGGCCUGCUUCCCGCCGUGAAGGUCUUCCUGGACUGGCUGCGGGCCAACCCUGACCUCAUCGUGGUGUGUGCGCAGAGCUCUCAGAGUCUGUGGAAUCGCCUGUCUGUGUUGCUGAACCUGCUGCCAGCUGCUGGCGAGCUCCGGGAGUCUGGCCUGGCCCUGUGUCCCGAGGUCCAAGACUUUCUUGAAGGUUGUGAAUUGCCUGACCUGCCCUCCAGCCUGCUGCUCCCAGAGGACACGGCCCUUCGUAACCUGCCGCCUCUCCGGGCGGCCCAUCGUCACUUUAACUUUGACGCGGAUCGGCUCUUGCUUAGCGCCUUGGAAGAGUCGGUCGUGCGCACCUGCUGCAUCCGCAGCUUCGGGCACUUCGUGGCCCGCCUGCAAGGCAGCGUUCUGCAGUUCAGCGCGGAGGCGGGCAUCUUCGUCAGCAUCGCGCCGUCGGAGCGGGAGGGCGCGCUGCAGCAGGCGCAGGCGCAGUUCCGCAUGGCGCAGGAGGAAGCCCGUCGGAACAGGCUGAUGAGAGACAUGGCCCAGCUGCGGCUUCAGCUCGAGGUCUCUCAGCUGGAAGGGAGCCUGCAGCCCAAGGCCCAGUCAGCGAUGUCUCCCUACCUCGUCCCUGACACCCAGGCCCUCUGCCACCACCUCCCGGUCAUCCGCCAGCUGGCCACCAGCGGCCGCUUCAUCGUCAUCAUCCCGAGGACCGUGAUCGAUGGCCUGGACUUGCUGAAGAAGGAGCACCCAGGGGCCCGGGAUGGGAUCCGGUACCUGGAGGCAGAGUUUAAGAAAGGAAACAGGUACAUUCGCUGCCAGAAAGAGGUGGGAAAGAGCUUCGAGCGGCACAAGGUGAAGCGGCAGGACGCAGAUGCCUGGGCCCUGUAUAAGAUCCUGGACAGCUGCAAACAACUGACUCUGGCCCAGGGGGCGGGUGAGGAGGACCCCAGCGGCAUGGUGACCAUCGUCACAGGCCUUCCACUGGACAACCCCAGUGUGCUCUCAGGCCCUAUGCAGGCAGCCCUGCAGGCCGCUGCGCACGCCAGUGUGGACAUCAAGAAUGUUCUGGACUUCUACAAGCAGUGGAAGGAGAUUGGUUGAGAUGGACCCCCACGCCCGACAGUGGGGCUGCGUCCAGAUCUCUCCUGCCCUCCCUGGCAGCCAGGACCACCACCUGUAGUCACCCCAGCACACGCAGACGCACGCACGCACGCACGCAGGAAGGAAGCCCAGCCGCGCAGGCCGCAGGGAGGGCCCGGGAGCCACAGGGAGGGCCCGGAGCCGGCUGAGAGGGCGGUCUCCCUGUCGCCAAGAUGACGUCAGGAAAGUGAGGGAAGUGCUGGGAGCAGGAGAGGCCUGGGGGCCCCCAGCCAGCCCUUCUGCCUUAGCCCACCGCUGUCCCCAGGGACAGGGGCAGGCGUGGGCAUCUGCGCUCCAUUGGAGUGCUUCGUGGACCUCUGAGGGGAAGGGACAGCAGAAGGGCCCCUCUUCUCACUCAGGAUGCAGGGUGAUUGGCGCCUGGAGUCUGCACCCUCCGGCGCUGGGGGAGAAUUGGGUAUCACCAGACAUAUGGGUAGUUCUCUGCGGACCCUUCCCUUCCUGGAGGACCGCCCGUCCUCUCCCUAUGUGCAGGCAAGGCAGCUCUGGAGCCUUGGGGACUCUUCUAGAAGAGGGGCCUGGAGCUGCCGGCACCAAGAGCAGGGCCAGGGCUCGCUCCCUCCUGCUGCGGGGACCGCACACCCAGCCGCCCCACUUCUGCUUCCGCUCUGCGUUUGCCUGGCUUCCAGGGCCCCGAGCAGGUCACUCUGUCUGUUGGCAGUCUGGCCCGCAGGCCAGGGAGGGUCCCUGGGGCCCCCAGCCCCACAGUGGUGGUGCUUGCUGGGGGGCAGAGUGUGAUGCUGAGAAGAGGAGAGGGGAGCGGUGGGAGGCCCCGGGAGAGGCCUGCGUGGAGGUGGGCCGCAGGAGGGAGAGGCCCUUAGAGCUGCCCGGCCAGGGGCUGCUGGCCCAGUGGGGUGGAGUGUGGGGUUCACUUGCGCGUAGCAAGGGGCGAGGCGAAUGUGGGAGCCAGGAUCGGGAAUUGCUCAGGGCAGCGGGCUUUGCAGCGGGCACAGGCUGUCCGGAAGGCUCUGGCCAGGAAUGCCCUGGCCCCUUGCCCUGGGGCUGGCCAGAAGCUCGGCCAGGGGUAGGGGGUGCCGGGGGUCUCGGCUCUGCGCCCCCCCACCCCAGCGCUAGCCUAGCUUCCCAGGCUGUUCUCAGAGGAAAGCAGGCUUUUUGCCUCCUUCCUCUAAGACAGCACGUCUGGGACAACCUGGGGGCAGUGGGGUCACCCCCCCUCCCAGUCCCUGGCAAAGACUGAGACUAAAGCGUCACUUAAUAAAGACCCCCCGAAGCCCAA